AUGACAACUGACCUGGUUUUAGCUACCAACAGCUUUAUCUUAUUGCUGCUUAAUUUUGUGUUUUACAAAAAACCAUUUUCUGUGUUGGCUGCUGAUAGAGAGAAAAAAGUGCGUAGAGGGUCAUCAACAAACAAAUGGUAUGGUUUCUACUCGGAUUCAUCAUCAUCUUCGUCUCAACAUUCUCAAACACAUCGGUAUGACUACGAGGAAUUCAAGUACUUCUUAUCAGUGAAUAUAAUAGGGUUCGUGUAUUCUGGAUUGCAAAUAUGUGAUAUAGUGAAGUACAUGAUUACUAAAAGACACACAAUGGACCCCAAGCUUCGGGUUUACUUCAACUUUGCUAUGGAUCAGGUCUUGGCAUAUCUUCUAAUGUCAGCAUCAUCUUCAGCUGCCACCACAACCUAUUAUUGGACAAAUAGUGCUUCAGCUGCAGACAAGUACGUGGAAAUGGCAAAAGCAUCUGUUGCGUUAUCCUUCGUUGCAUUUGUGGCAUUUGCCUCUUCCUCUGUUGUUUCUGCUUUCAUUUUUUGUAGAUUCAACUAG
Molecule: messenger RNA, 543 nt
Organism: Glycine soja
Lineage: Eukaryota; Viridiplantae; Streptophyta; Magnoliopsida; Fabales; Fabaceae
Product: CASP-like protein N24
Exons: 4
Coding region: 1-543 (180 amino acids)
Source: RefSeq, a predicted model, not a curated record